ACAAGACCCUGGGGAAGGAACAAAGGAGCGAAAGACGAGAUGCUCCGGCAGCUCGCAAGCUGUUCUGAUUCGAGGUGCUCGAGUCUUGUCACUUGUCGACUACAAGUUGACAAGAUACACGUUGGUGUGUCUGGUCGCGAGAUCGAAAUGAACAUUGUACAACGACGAGCCGAGGCUCAAGCUGCAGCAUGCUGUGUCAGAUGAGGGGAGCGCAAGCGACCUCGACCAGCUCGCCCAUCCAGGUCGCUCUUUCCCAUUUCUCUCAGCACAACACGUGGGACUUUCCAAGAUGACUUCAAAGCUCCCAGAAUUCAAGCACACUGCUGUCGAGGAUCUCAAUGCCAUCCACUCACGACUUUACGACACAUUCCACUCGCAGAAGACGAAGCCUUUGAGCUGGCGCGUAACGCAACUCCGCAAGCUAUGGUGGGCUAUCAAGGACCGCGAAGAACAGUUAGGUGAAGCUCUCCAGCGCGACCUUGGAAGACCUUUCUACGAGGCCUACCUUACUGAGAUUGGCUGGGUCCUGAACGACAUCAUCUUCACAAUCAACAACAUCGAGAAAUGGGCAAAGGAGGAAAGCGCCAGCGAUGUGCCUCUCACCUUCAUGGCUAUGCGGCCUCGUGUCCGCAAGGAGCCAUUGGGCGUAGUGUUGGUUCUCGGAGCCUUCAACUUCCCCGUCCAACUUUCGCUCGGCCCUGUUAUCGGAGCCAUCGCUGCUGGUUGUACCGUCGUUCUCAAGCCAUCGGAAAGCUCGCCCUAUACUGCCGCCCUCCUGCAAGAAGCUAUGGAAGCCUCCCUCGAUCCCUCGGCCUUUGUCUGCGUUCAAGGCGCCAUCCCCGAGAGUAGCGCUUUGCUAGAGUGCAAGUGGGACAAGAUCUUCUACACUGGCUCUGGCACCGUCGGAAAGAUCAUUGCGAAGAAGGGAGCGGAGACAUUGACCCCGGUCACGCUCGAGCUCGGUGGUCGCAACCCGGCCAUCAUCACAAAGAAUGCAGACCCUCGUCUUGCUGCUAGACGUUUGCUCUGGGCUAAGGGUCUCAACGCAGGCCAAGUCUGCGUCAGUCAGAACUAUAUCUUGGUCGACAAAGAUGUCCUGCCUUUCUUUGUCAAGGAGCUCAAGACUGCCAUCAAGGAGUUCUACCCAGACGGUCCCAAGGAAAGCAAGGACUUCGGUCGUAUUGUCAACUCACGUCAAUUCGACCGCCUGAAGAAGAUGCUCGACUCUAGUGAGGGCGAGAUUUUGUACGGUGGAGAGAUGGAUGCCGAGACGAACUACAUUGCCCCCACCAUCAUUCGUGUUUCAUCUACCUCGGACUCUCUCGUCGUGGACGAGUCGUUCGGCCCCUUCAUUCCUCUUCUCGCAGUUGACAAUCUUGACGAAGCUAUUCGCCUCGCCAACGAAGUCCACAGCACACCUCUUGGUCUCUACGCCUUCGGCAGCAAAGCCGACACCAACCGCAUCCUUUCGGAGACUCGCAGUGGUGGCGCCAGUAUCAAUGAUGGCUUUACCCACGCCUCCCUCCCUACAGUCGAGUUUGGCGGUGUCGGUGACAGUGGUGCUGGUUGUUACCGUGGCAAGGCAUCUUUCGAUUGCUUCACACACCGUCGUGUCGUCACCAACACACCUGCUUGGGUUGAGAGCUUGUUGUCCGUCAGAUACCCACCCUACAAGGGCAAGCUUGCCCAGCUGAAGAGAAUGAACGACUUUGCUCCCAACUUUGAUCGUGAAGGCAAGAUCGUGACGCUAGGAUUUGUCGCAAGAAUCUUGGCUCUGGGCGGAGCAAGUGUUGGACAGGGUAUCAAGAGAUGGCUCAUCUUCGCCAUUUUGGCCCUCGGUGUGAGAUAUGGACAAAUGCUUGGUCUACAGGAAAGGUUGAAGAGAACUUGAGAAGAUCUUGAGGCACACAAUGCGACAGAAAAGUCUAAGGUUGAACAGUACCAGUUUAAUGAAUGUAGGUGGAUCUGAACAAAUUUCAUAUCUUGCAUGUCCAAGCGAACAUCGACACGAUAGUUACUACUUGUCAAGUCUUGAUACAUUUGGAAUAGUUGAACAAGUAGCCAAGUGACAGGGUCCUCGUGAGGCCUGCAUUUGUCGUGAUUAGGGAC
Aureobasidium pullulans EXF-150 is the source of this 2109-nucleotide messenger RNA. RefSeq names its product aldehyde dehydrogenase. The record is from RefSeq and is a predicted model, not a curated record. Gene Ontology annotation, molecular function: aldehyde dehydrogenase (NAD+) activity. Gene Ontology annotation, biological process: aldehyde metabolic process. Gene Ontology annotation, cellular component: cytoplasm. NCBI's taxonomy places the organism in Eukaryota, Fungi, Ascomycota, Dothideomycetes, Dothideales, Saccotheciaceae. Bases 290 to 1891 code for a protein of 533 amino acids. The transcript has 2 exons.